Molecule: messenger RNA, 1524 nt
Organism: Amphimedon queenslandica
Lineage: Eukaryota; Metazoa; Porifera; Demospongiae; Haplosclerida; Niphatidae
Product: putative methyltransferase NSUN6
Exons: 10
Coding region: 99-1469 (456 amino acids)
Biological process (GO): RNA methylation
Molecular function (GO): RNA methyltransferase activity; RNA binding
Source: RefSeq, a predicted model, not a curated record
AGCGAAGGGGCGGGGCAAGAGACUAAGGCUGCCCAGAAUAUUAAUAUUAUUGAUAAGGACUCUGAUAAGGAAAAGAUUCCUUCAUGAAAUAGUGAAAUAUGGAACAAACUAAAUUUAUGGCGUAUUUAAAAGAACUAUUUGAACCUUUGUGUAAUCAAUUAUCACUUCAUGUCGGUGAUGUCAUAGAAAAUUUGUGUGCUGAAUUAGCCACACCUCCUUUAACGAGCUCAGUCAGAGUAAAUACCUUAAAAACUCCAAUAGUAUCUGAAGGAGUUGAGUCAGUCAAAGACGUAUUAGAAAAGUAUUGCAGAGAGAGAAAUUGCAGUACCUCUAUAUCAAUGAGUGUCCAUCCUUUAUUGCCUGAUGUAUUAUUAAUUGAAGGAAGUGGCCCACAUUCUGAUCUGAGACUCUACGAUAAAGAAAUUCUUGUUGAAAUGACUUGUGGUCAAUCCGUUCUUCGAGGGGCCGACGUUUAUGGGCCUGGAAUCCUUGGUGCUCCGAAAGAUUUAUUUAUUGGAGAGUCAGUCUCAGUGUAUGCUGAUUCUGGGAAUGAGAGCAGGAAAGGUUUGGUUAAGAAAUAUGACGGGCCUAAGGUUUACAUCGGUAACGGCAAAGCCUGUCAGACCAGGGCAGACUGGUUUGGACCAUCUGCUAAAAGCAGUGGAUUGGCUAUAAGAAUGACGGACCCUCUCUAUAUUUCUCCCUCACUCAAUGAAAUGCUGUUAAAUGAUGUUGCAUUUCCACAGAGUUUGCCAUCACUGGUAGUGUCACACGUACUUAAACCGACCGAGACCGACCGGGUAUUAGAUAUGUGUGCAGCACCAGGUGGUAAGGCAACUCACCUAGCUACACUAAUGAGAAAUAAAGGAGUAAUAAUAGCCCUGGAUAGAUCAGCUGGAAAAAUGAAGUCAUUGAAGCACAAUGUCAAGAGAUUUGGUUUGACUAAUGUCCAUUGCUUUCAUCAUGAUUCAACAGCUGCUUGCUCUAGCAAAUCAGAUGAUGCUUCUUCUCAAAGAAACUUCCCUGGGCCCCCUCCUUAUCCACCUGCAUUUUUUGACAAGGUCCUAUUGGAUGCUCCUUGCAGUGGACUGGGUCAAAGACCUAGGUUUAACUUUUCAAUAAAUUUAACAGACUUCACAUCACUGCCUCUCUAUCAGAAGAAACUAUUAGCUCAGGCUGUCCUAUUACUAAAGCCAGGUGGUAAGUUACUCUAUUCGACCUGUUCUUUGUCACCUGAGGAAAAUGAAGCUCAAGUGAAGUGGCUGCUCUCAACAUUCAAAGAAAUGAUUCUAAUUGAGCAAUCUCCAGUGAUUGGAUACCCUGGCCUUAGCAUGUUUGAAUUGUCGCGUGAAGAAUGCUUGAAACUUCAAAGAUUUGGUCCAGCUGCAUUUAAUAAGCAGCUAUCAUCUUCACCUCUUUCUCUUGAUACCAUUGGGUUCUUCAUUGCACUGUUUGAAAAGAAAAAUUAAAAAUGAAGAAAAUAAAGCUCAAGUUGUUUGACACAAUAAUUUUGAAUGGCCGUCU